AUGAGUAAUGAAAAGUUCUCAACCAGAGGGGACCAUGCGAACACCCCUACAGAGGAUGAUUGGCCCGGAGGACACACCUUCAAGAUGCCCCAAACGGAGCGCACCAAAAUUAUCUGGUCUAGCGAAAAGCUCAAGGAAUAUAUUCACUACGUGAAGAAUAACUGCUGCCCAAAUUUUAAUGAAAAUUCCAAGCUAAUUUUAAUUACUUACUAUUCUACGUUAAGGAAGGAUAAUAAUGGCGACAACGGAACGACCGUUAGGACGUUGGAAAGUUUGAUACGACUAAGUGAGGCGCAUUCGAAAAUGAUGCUCAGCGAUACGGUAUCCUCUGACGAUGUGAUUAAUAUAGUUUUGUUAUCGGAGCUUAGCUUGCGUGGGUAUAAAGUAGCCGUUAAGACGAACUCCCACAGUGUCCUCAUAGCCAGGGCGGGCAUACUGGACAACUUAAACGACUCUCUGCUCUUUUAUAAUAAUAUGCACAGGACGUUUUACUCCUUGGACGAUGUUUUAUUUUAUGAGUCCUUGUAUAAUUAUUUUAAGAAGCUCCUUUUGGAGAAGCUCAAUUUGAUAGAGCGCAACGGGCAGAUCCACCGCAUGGCGGUUUAA
Molecule: messenger RNA, 606 nt
Organism: Plasmodium coatneyi
Lineage: Eukaryota; Apicomplexa; Aconoidasida; Haemosporida; Plasmodiidae
Product: DNA replication licensing factor
Exons: 1
Coding region: 1-606 (201 amino acids)
Biological process (GO): double-strand break repair via homologous recombination
Cellular component (GO): nucleus; MCM complex
Molecular function (GO): single-stranded DNA binding; single-stranded DNA helicase activity; ATP binding
Source: RefSeq, a predicted model, not a curated record